UUCCACUCUCUUAAAAGGCGCGUGGCUAAACAACUGCGAUAAAUUCAAAAGAAGAAAACCCUAAUUGGGGUGUGAUUGUGAAAUAGACGAUAAAGGAUGGGUCAUCAUCGGAAUCAUGAGGAACAAAACCAUCACCAAGCAGCUGAUAAUUUGGUGAAUUUGUUCACCAAAGCAAACCAUGAUCUCCUCGUGGUUCAGUACAGGCUCGAGAAGGAGUUUCAACAAAUAUAUCCUGAUAAUGCGAAUCCGAUGAAGUUGGUGUCUAGAAUAAAGAAGAUACAGGAAGAAUUAUCGAGCUUGACAGAGCAAUGCCGUGAGCUUUUAUCGGCCAAACAGGAUUUGAUUGAUAAGGCUAGGACAACUCUUGUUGGGAACAGAAAUUUAAUCCAGCGUAUGCAAGUAUCAACUGGCAUUCCGCUUACCAGUGAUUGUGAUGAUCCAGCAUUCACCAACUUCAACCAGAUCAUUGAUGAGUGGACACUUCAAGUAAGAUCAAGAAUAGGAGAUGAGAUGCAGGAAUCAGAGUCUGAGGAUAUUAACAAAUUACUGUUCUCAGCUAUCGUUCAAAGCAACUAAACAACUUUCACAUUACUAGUGAUUUCCUAGGAUGAUGAGUUGAAUAUUCUAGUGUUAUCAAGAACUUUAUGCUUGCUUUUAGUUGUUGUAUUUUUUGUUCACUGAGAUGAUUUUCACAUGAAAUAUACAUAAAAUCUAGUCUAGUUAGGUUGCUUAAAUUACCUUAUGUUUAAAAAUGCAAAUAAAAUUCACGUUUUCAUCUACGAAUCCCUGGCUUAACAGAGCG
This is a messenger RNA of Durio zibethinus, 802 nucleotides long. Its product is annotated as spindle/kinetochore-associated protein. Gene Ontology annotation, biological process: cell division; chromosome segregation; mitotic cell cycle. Gene Ontology annotation, cellular component: spindle microtubule; outer kinetochore. NCBI's taxonomy places the organism in Eukaryota, Viridiplantae, Streptophyta, Magnoliopsida, Malvales, Malvaceae. Gene Ontology annotation, molecular function: microtubule binding. The record is from RefSeq and is a predicted model, not a curated record.